GGCUAAACUUGACGUAAAGGUUAUUAUGGGGUCAGGAGCUUGACUAACCUUUCGAAAACGCAGAUGCCAGGUGUGGCACUGAGCACAACACGGCCUUUGAUUUUUUUAUGCCAUGGUAGCCCCAUUGAUCAAGGUGAUUCACGCCAGAGGGUGAACAUGAAGGCUAAGUUUGUCCUUUCACAGUUUGGUGUACUCUCGUGUUUUUUACUAUUAUUUUCCACGUUCUCCCGCGUGGUUGGUAAAAUGGGUAGACCUAUUUCGUCGUCACAUCUUGAUGCUCUCACCGAAGUUUCUCGGCAGAGUUAUGCGAAACAGAGGAGUCCCUAUCAUACACCAUUCACGGAUAGAGGCGAGGAAGACCAGCACUUGCAGUUCAUGUUAGACAUGUAUACAAUCGCCGCUGAAACAGAUGGAAGGCCGAGAGGGCAUAAAGUGUUUGGUUCCAACACAGUGAGGCUUUUACGUGCGUCCGUGCAAAAACGCAGUCUCGUGGCAUCUAAAGACUGCUGCCUGGAUGUGCACUUCACACUGAAGUAUGAACUAGAAAGCCUUGAGCUUGAGCGACUGGUACGAGCCUCUCUAGUCCAUAUGAAGCUACCUGUUGGACAACUCUUGUCAGUAAAAUGCAGAGCCAAGGUCCGGCACCAGGGACAAAAAGGAAAGUCCGGCACACACUCAGAAGACAAAGUUACUCUGGGACCUCAAAGCCAGUGGACGGAAAGAGACGUCACACGCCAAGUCUCUCAGUGGAAGGAAGGUCCUUUGGUCCUGACUGUCCACUACCGCUGCCAGCAGGGAUGGUGGAUGAGGGAAAAUGGGAAGCCUGAAGUGACCAGGAGACACCAGCCCUCCCAGCUGUACUUGAUGGCUCCCGCUCUGCUGCUCUUUGUAGAGGAGGAAGAGGAGGAGGAGGAGAAGAAGAACCCCACGGAGUGGGGAUUCCACACACCUCCGCUGCACACCCCUGUCCGGCACCGCCGCUCCCAGGAGCCCGGUAGCAUCGUGUCUGACAUCCCCAACUACAAGGGCAGUAAGAACCGCGUGGCCAAGAACCAGUGCAAACUGCACUCUUACCAAGUGGCCUUCAGUGAUCUUGGUUGGGAUCAUUGGAUCAUUGCCCCACCCAAGUACAACCCACGCUAUUGCAUGGGAGACUGUCCACGCAUCCUGCAUUAUGGCUUAAACUCACCCAACCAUGCUAUUGUGCAGACCUUCAUCAGCGAGCUUGGCGUGGCGGACAUCCCCCCGCCCUCCUGCGUCCCUUACAAGUACAAACCCAUCAGCGUGCUCAUGAUGGAGAAGAAUGACAACAUUUUGUACAAAGAAUACGAGGACAUGAUUGCAGAAUCGUGCACCUGCCGGUAGAGUUUCAUAGGAGAUGUUAUGAACCUUCUCCUCUCAUGCUACAGUGCUGCAGGUCUCAUUGGACAACAGUAAGAGGAUGUUUAUGAGGUGUUGUUUCUUUGGGAGCUGUGAGUCAUCCUAUGAGCUCACACUUGCAGACUGCUGCAAGUGUGCCAUGGGUAAGUGUGCAGGGCUCAUGAUCAGGGUCUGUGUGUGUGUGUGUGUGUGUGUGUGUGUGUGUUUAUAUCUGUGUACUGCUCAAGGAGCCAUCUUAAAUCUGAACUUGGUGUUGGCAAUGUGUUUUUGAACGUGUUUUAUAUAUGUAUGUAAUAAUAACAAUAAUAAUUAUGAUAUGAUGAGGAUGUGAAGUCAGUGUUUGACCGGAGUGAGCAGGGUAACAUGAUGGUGCAUUAGCUUUUUGGAAUCCUGUUUGGGUAUGUGUGUGCUUGUUUGGAUUUUUGUUUGUGUCCCUGAUGAGACUAGCUGUGAAUUCAAAUUAUUUUGUGCAUACAUCUUGGCACGAUUCAUAUACUGACAUGUUGUUGUAUGUGUUGACAUUCCCGGAGACCUCCUUAAUGUGAAUUCAAGAAAAAGGAAAAAAGAAAAGAAAAAAAAUUCUCUUAAGGGGUCCUUAUCUGUGUGUAGGCAGCUGUGUGGCGUGUAGUUUUGUGGGAACUGGGACGGCCAAUUCAACAAGUGUCCUAUUGCCUUCAGUAGAGUAGAUGGCUGGUCCCGUAUGGCAAACCACAAGUUUUGUUCGUUUUCUUUUUUGAUGAGAGAAAGUUGCCUCUUGAAUAGAGCUAAGAGAUUGUGAGGAUGAGGAGGAGGUCCGAACAGUCCGAGCUAUCGAAGAAUGUUUCAUAACAAUGUUUCUUACUAUGAGAGAUGCCAAUGAAAAUCGUUAAUGCAUUAGAAGUUCUUUUAUUAACAUAAAUGAUGGGUACAUAAUAAAAUAAAAUGCACAUUUUGUACAAAACA
Messenger RNA from Alosa sapidissima (American shad), 2322 nucleotides. It is a transcript of the gene bmp15, whose product is annotated as bone morphogenetic protein 15. NCBI's taxonomy places the organism in Eukaryota, Metazoa, Chordata, Actinopteri, Clupeiformes, Clupeidae. Gene Ontology annotation, cellular component: extracellular region. The transcript is spliced from 3 exons. The coding region runs from base 64 to 1365 and encodes 433 amino acids. Gene Ontology annotation, molecular function: growth factor activity; cytokine activity. Gene Ontology annotation, biological process: SMAD protein signal transduction; BMP signaling pathway. The record is from RefSeq and is a predicted model, not a curated record.